AUGGAGAAGUAUGAGAUGGUGAAGGAUUUGGGAUUUGGUAAUUUCGGAUUGGCUCGGCUUAUGCGUAAUAGACAAACAAACGAGCUUGUGGCUGUCAAAUUCAUCGAUCGAGGCUACAAGAUAGAUGAGAACGUUGCUAGAGAAAUCAUCAAUCAUAGAUCUCUUAACCAUCCCAAUAUCAUUCGGUUUAAAGAGGUUGUUCUAACUCCAACACAUCUUGGAAUUGUAAUGGAGUACGCAGCUGGAGGAGAACUGUUUGAACGAAUAUCAAACGCCGGUCGAUUCAGUGAAGCUGAGGCAAGAUAUUUCUUCCAACAACUUAUUUGCGGAGUCCAAUACUUACAUGCAAUGAAAAUAUGCCAUAGAGAUUUGAAACUAGAAAACAUAUUGCUUGAUGGAAGCCCAGCACCACGUCUCAAAAUUUGUGAUUUUGGCUACUCAAAGUCAGUUGAUGUGUGGUCUUGUGGAGUGGCACUCUAUGUUAUGUUGGUCGGAGCUUACCCAUUCGAAGACCCUAAAGACCCUCGCAAUUUCCGAAAAACUGUCCAGAAAAUAAUGGCUGUAAAGUACAAGAUUCCAGGAUAUGUUCACAUAUCUGAGGAUUGCAAAAAAUUAUUAUCUCGUAUAUUUGUUGCUAAUCCCUUACAGCGAAGUACGCUUAAAGAGAUUAGGAGUCAUGCAUGGUUCCUGAAGAAUUUACCAAGAGAACUAAAGGAGCCAGCACAAGCAAUGUAUUACCAAAGGAAUGUUAAUCUUAUUAACUUUUCUCCUCAGAGAGUAGAGGAUAUUAUGAAGAUUGUUGACUCUGCCGAGGUAUUGGCAAACUCUGCCGAAACAUUGGUAGACUCUGCCAAUUUUUUGGCAGAGUCUGCGUAUUUCUAG
Messenger RNA from Arabis nemorensis, 882 nucleotides. The record is from the annotation of a GenBank genome assembly. Lineage: Eukaryota; Viridiplantae; Streptophyta; Magnoliopsida; Brassicales; Brassicaceae.